Messenger RNA from Quercus robur (English oak), 564 nucleotides. RefSeq lists its product as uncharacterized. Bases 1 to 564 code for a protein of 187 amino acids. The record is from RefSeq and is a predicted model, not a curated record. The transcript has a single exon. NCBI's taxonomy places the organism in Eukaryota, Viridiplantae, Streptophyta, Magnoliopsida, Fagales, Fagaceae.
AUGGGUCGUUCUUUUUUUCGUAAAUUGCUUGAUGAUGACUCAGAUGAAGAUGAGAUAAUUAUGAAACUUCUCAUGGGUGAGACAUCACAACGUAAGCGUCGUCGGUAUAUCGACCGUAAUCAUUUGGCAGGCCAUAAACGGCUUUAUGAUGACUACUUUGCUGAAGAACCUGUACAUCCUCCCAAAGUAUUUCGAAUGAGAUUUCGAAUGAGACGUUCUCUUUUUCUCCGAAUCCUAUCUAAAGUAGAAGCUCACGAACCUUAUUUUAUCCAAAAAAGAAAUAAUGCCAAAAAGCUUGGUCUAUCUCCCCUUCAAAAGAUGACCGCUGCACUUAGGAUGCUUGCUUAUGCAGUAACAGCUGAUCUUUUGGAUGAAUAUGUGAGAAUAGCCGAAAGCACUGCAAUGAUGAGUCUAAAAAAAUUUGUUGCAACAGUAGUUGCUAUUUUCUCAGAGCAAUACUUGAGGUCACCAAACAAUGAAGACAUCGCUAGAUUGUUAGCCUAUAGCCAAAACCGUGGAUUUCCAGGCAUGUUGGGAAGUAUUGAUUGCAUGCAUUGGAAAUGA